CAAUGGCAGGCCGCCACGUCACAACACGGCGGCGGCUAUAAAGUCUCUCUCCGAACUCCCCGACGGCCCGACCCCAUCGCCGGCGACCGAACGCCGCCGCCCACCUCGAGGUCCCGAACCAACCGACUCGCCGGAGCCGCUCCGCCAGAACCACCAUGGACGUCCGCCGCAGGCCCGCGGCGGCGGCGGGAGCGGGGGCGGGGGCAGCCGCUGAUGCGCCGCCGCGGCCGAGGCCGGCCGCUGCUGCUGCUGCGGCGGAGGCCGCGGAUAAUGAGCUGGUGCUCCGGCCGCCGAACUUGCGCGUAGCCGCUGCGGCGAUGGUGGCCUUCCUCGCGCCCUUCUCGUACCUCGCCUUCGUGCACUACCCGCUGGACGCCGCCCUGCGGCGAUCCAUCCUCAUCUGCGGGGCCAUGAGCCUCUGCGGCUUCCUCGUCGUGCUCCGCCUCGUCCCCGUCGCCGCCCGCUACCUCCUCCGCCGCGGGAUGUGGGGGAAGGACAUCAACAAGCGCGGCUUGCCCAUGGGCGAGAUCAGAGUUCCUGAGGCACUUGGCAUCGUUGUUGGGAUUGUGUACUUGGUCAUUGCUAUCCUAUUUCAACAUUUCAACUUCACAGCAGACUCCAUGUGGCUUGUUGAAUACAAUGCAGCAUUAGCAUCAGUCUGCUUUAUGAUACUUCUUGGAUUUAUCGAUGAUGUUCUCGAUGUUCCAUGGAGAGUGAAACUGCUACUGCCCACAAUUGCAGCACUUCCUUUGUUGAUGGCAUAUGCUGGUGGUACUGCAAUCAGCAUUCCAAAGCCUCUGACGUCUUAUUUUGGAGUAGCAGUUCUGGAGUUAGGUUCUCUGUACAAGCUCUUUAUGCUCCUAUUAGCAGUCUUUUGCACAAAUUCAAUCAAUAUACAUGCUGGCCUGAAUGGUCUUGAAGUUGGGCAGACAGUUAUUAUAUCUGCUGCGGUUUUGAUACAUAAUGUAAUGCGCAUAGGAUCUUCUAUGGACAUUGAAUCACAACAAGCCCAUGCGUUCUCCAUUUAUCUUGUCCUGCCUUUCUUGACCACUUCAUUAGCUUUGUUCGCAUUUAACUGGUAUCCUUCAUCUGUUUUCGUUGGUGAUACCUAUACCUAUUUUGCUGGAAUGGCUUUGGCUGUGGUUGGAAUUUUGGGUCAUUUCAGCGAGACAUUAUUGCUCUUCUUUCUACCUGAGGUUCUAAACUUUUUGUGCUCAGUCCCACAGCUGUUUAAGUUUGUUCCCUGCCCAAGGCACAGAUUGCCAAGGUUUGAUCCUCACACAGGAUUGUUGACGGGUACCAAAGAUGGUAACUUGGUCAACAUAUUCCUUAGGAUAUUUGGAAGGUGCACAGAGAGGACCCUUUGCAUAAGGCUCCUCAUUUUUCAGGCUUUGUCAUGCCUGUUCUGCUUUUGGCUGAGAUACAUGAUUACUGGAUGGUACAAAUGAUCACCUGGACAAGAGGACACUUCAUCUUUUCGGUUGCCAAGGCAAUCAAAAUCUGUUAUUACCUGACAGCUGUUUUUUUUUUCUCUCGGAAAUAUCUGUAGGCUAGCAAAUUAACAGUAAACCAAAAGCUUCCAAAUAGAAGUAGCUGAUGCAAGAACACAUUACUACUAUCCACAAUGUUUUUUUUUGUCAUGACUUAGCAUUUACAUGUAGUCUGUCUCAGGCCUUUGGAGUUUGUUCCUACUUAUUUUGGUACCAACUACAAUACAGGAGAUCUGGGUGUAUUGUUGUGAGGCUUAGCUAUGGUAGAGUUCUUGAAGCCUGUGAUCGAAACAAGAUCUACAUUUUGCAACCAGGGUUUACCUUACAGUUGGCCACCCAGUAACUGGUAACGGCGGUCGAUAUACUGAAAAAUAAAAGGAUAAGAUUUAUCAAAAGUUCAAAUUAUUUAUCGAAUUUGGUGUUGUUAUUGCGUGGUUACUACUACCGUAACUCCACGGUAACCAGUGGUAUUGUCGACCCUAGUUGUAAGUUGCAACCAUAUACAGAAUAAAGUUUAUUCAACGAAUCUUGCUUGCUCUACAUCUGAAAU
Messenger RNA from Oryza brachyantha (malo sina), 2040 nucleotides. Its product is annotated as UDP-N-acetylglucosamine--dolichyl-phosphate N-acetylglucosaminephosphotransferase. Gene Ontology annotation, molecular function: UDP-N-acetylglucosamine-dolichyl-phosphate N-acetylglucosaminephosphotransferase activity. Gene Ontology annotation, biological process: dolichol-linked oligosaccharide biosynthetic process; protein N-linked glycosylation. Lineage: Eukaryota; Viridiplantae; Streptophyta; Magnoliopsida; Poales; Poaceae. The coding region runs from base 156 to 1448 and encodes 430 amino acids. Gene Ontology annotation, cellular component: membrane. The record is from RefSeq and is a predicted model, not a curated record. The transcript has 11 exons.